AUGGAGAGAGUUUUCGCCCCAGCCUCGGUGUGGGAGACAGUCGCCAUUGACUUUAACGGACCCUACACUAAGUUCAAUGACAUCUUAAUCCUGGUUAUAGUGGACUACCGAUCCAGGUAUAUAAUUGCUAAACCGGUCCCAUCUACGAGUUUCGAGAAUACGAGAUCCGUGUUGGAUGAGGUUUGCGACAGAGAGGGUUACCCGAAACACAUAAAAUCGGACAACGGUCCCCCCUAUAAUGGCGAAGGAUAUAAAGACUACUGCCGAGAGCACGAUAUUCUCACCAUCUUCUCCACCCCGCUAUAUCCCCAGCAAAAUGGCCUAGUAGAGGGCUGUAUGAAGUUGGUGAAUAAUGCGAUGACUGCGGCGGCUACAAAUGGGAAGAGUUACAAAGCGGAACUGAAGGCGGCAAUCCAUGCCUACAACGCUGCUGCACACUCCGUCACAGGUGAUGAUGGGCCAGAAGAGGUGAUGAUGGGCCGCAAAAUAAAGCGGGGACUGCCCCUCCUCUGUAGGGGAAAAACCACGUUCAAUGAUGAACUAUUAAAUUCAAAGGACCGAGAGUCCAAACGACAAGCUAAAGAGCGAGAAGACGCUAAACGCGGAGCACGUGUGUGCCGAGUUGGACCAGGAGACACGGUAGUUGUGGAGCGUCAUGGUCGUGCAAAAGCAGAAUCCCGAUUUGAUCCCCGGAAGUAUACGGUAUUGGAAGAGCGAAAUAGUAUGCUCGUUUUGAUUGACGAAAAUGGACAAAUUUGGAAGAGGCACGUAUCACAGACCAAGAAGGUGAGUGAAUGGAGGGUGCCCGACAAAAUGAACAGCGCAGCAGGCAGUAGCAGUGGCGAACAAAUCAGAGAACGAUCUCCUGUACAGAAACUUUCACGACAACCAGGAGAGACCCAGCGAACAACGCGAGAUAGACGUAAACCAUCCUAUCUCGAAAACUACGUUCACAACGUGGAACAAGAAACUACUCAAGACUUAAACGUUUGUUUCAUUUAA
Molecule: messenger RNA, 1002 nt
Organism: Wyeomyia smithii (pitcher-plant mosquito)
Lineage: Eukaryota; Metazoa; Arthropoda; Insecta; Diptera; Culicidae
Exons: 1
Coding region: 1-1002 (333 amino acids)
Biological process (GO): DNA integration
Molecular function (GO): nucleic acid binding
Source: RefSeq, a predicted model, not a curated record